Molecule: messenger RNA, 1617 nt
Organism: Rotaria socialis
Lineage: Eukaryota; Metazoa; Rotifera; Eurotatoria; Philodinida; Philodinidae
Source: the annotation of a GenBank genome assembly
AUGAAUAAAAAUAUUCAUAUAGAAAAUACAACAACUCCCGAGACAGAAACUCGUAUUGAACAAGGACAAACGGACCAAAUGAAGAAAAAAAAAUGUCGUGGUGAUCGAAAAAGACAACGUUAUCGACGACAACUUUAUAAUCAAGGUUUGGGCUCAACUAUAGUAGAAAAAUUAAUUCAGGAAAAAUUUCCUUCUCAAAUACAAGAGUCUCAACAACAGCAAGAUAAAAUAAAAAACUCACAAAUACAAAAUAUUCAUGAUGGUGAUGAUGAUGAUGAUAUUAUGGAAAUGGGAAUCAAAAGAAAAAGAAUGUUGUUAACACCAACACCAACAACAGAAGCAAUAACAAUACUUGAUAAACCAUUAAGUCAAUUAUCCAUAUCACAAGGAGAUCCUAAGAAGGUCAAAGCAACAACAAAAACAACACUUGAAAACACAUUAAUACUUGAUGAAUCUCUUAGUCAAUUAUCAAUAUCACAAGAAAAUGCUAAUAAAACUGUAACAACAGUAGAAAAACCAGCCACUAAAAAGAAUCAAGUGAACAAUGGCAUUAAGGAGUCACCAAUGUCACAUUUAGAAAAUUUUAAACCACGCUAUUUAAAAGUAUCUGAUCUAGUAUUUAAACGAAUAUUAUCCGAUGCAAUUGAAAAUGGUUUCAAAUUCGUUGAAUGUUUGAAUAGUCCAGAAAAACUUCAUAUUGUUCGUGAAAUUACUGAAAUUACAAAUAAUUUAUAUUUUAAAGAUUUUCAAGCAAAAUUAUGGCAAGAAUAUUAUAAUAUAAGUUCCAAAGAUAACAAUUGGGAAUCGAAAAUAACGAAACGAUUUGCUCGUCAGCACAAUACAUGUCGAAUGUAUAGACCACAAAGAUCUUAUAUUCAAGAACGUCAAGCAACAAUUGCGCAUCAAAAAGAACGAAUAGGAAAUCAAUUACAAGAAUAUUUAACAAAAUUAUUAAAUAAUAUAGAACAAUGGCAACCAUCCAUCGAUGGAACAUUAUUAUCACAUGCAAUUAAUGAAUGUGUUCGACAUAGUCAACAUCGAUUAAAGGAAGAAUUUGAAUAUAAAAAAGAAAUGUUAACAUUAGAUUGGACUGAUCAUCGGUUACUUGUAAAAUUUUAUGAAUUAAAGCCCAAUGAGGAAUUAAUUCAAUUAGCUCAAAAUAUUUGGCAAGUAACAGCGGACGAAUUAAAAACAAAAGAACAAGAAGAAAUACUUCAACAACGGAUUUAUUUAAAACGAUUACCAGCCAAAACAGAUCAAAUGAUAAAUGAAUUAGUUAAUGAUAAUCAAAUAACACUUUCUAAUCCUUUUCUUGAUACAGAUCAACGAGCUAGUUUUGCAUCACGUUGUUCAAAGACAAUUAUACAAUGUAAGUUUAAUUUAAUGAUCAUAGAAUUGGAUGAAUUUACAAUUGUUACACAUCGUUAUGAUCUAACAUUAAGUAAUUUAAAAGAAAAAUUAUUCAAUCUACAUAAAGAAAAUCCACACAUUUAUACAACUUUAUCAAUGAAUAUUAUUGAAGAACGCCGACAAGCAAUGAUACAACGAGCUGUUCGAAUACGUCAACAUAAAUUGAAGACUUUUUUCGAUCAAGCUCCGGCGGUGAACGGCAACUAA